This is a messenger RNA of Drosophila takahashii, 3526 nucleotides long. It is a transcript of the gene btl, whose product is annotated as breathless. Lineage: Eukaryota; Metazoa; Arthropoda; Insecta; Diptera; Drosophilidae. Gene Ontology annotation, cellular component: signaling receptor complex; plasma membrane. The record is from RefSeq and is a predicted model, not a curated record. Gene Ontology annotation, molecular function: ATP binding; transmembrane receptor protein tyrosine kinase activity. Gene Ontology annotation, biological process: positive regulation of kinase activity; cell surface receptor protein tyrosine kinase signaling pathway; protein phosphorylation.
GUUUGCGCAUAUUCAAGCCAAUCGGUUGGCUCCGCUCGAUUCCUCCCACAAAACUUUACGGAUUACGCUGGAGGACGCUUCAAUUAAAAACUGCGGAAUUCGAAUGAAGAUACCCUGGAAGUGAUAUUAUUCUGACCGACACUGUAAAUCAAUACAUGUUCGUGCCCAUCUAGAUACGAUCUCUUGGUGGCUGUUGAACUCAAGAGAAUCCACUUGAACCAUGGCAAAAGUGCCGAUCACGCUGAUGAUCAUUGCGCUCGUCUCCGCCUCUCCGGACCUGGGAUGCGAUUUUGGCCAUCACCGCUGCUACAUUGAUGUCACUGCGGAAAACAGUCCGCGUCAGCAGCACCUCCUCUCCGACAUGGACAUCACGUUGCAGUGCAGCCGACCCCUGGCCAAGUGGUACUAUCAGGAUAGAUUUCAACUCAGGGCGCCCGUCUUGCGCCUGGAAAGAGCCCAGUCCGGGAAUUCAGGCAACUAUGGCUGCCUGGAUGGCCAGAAACGAUGGUACAACAUCUCCCUCCUUGUGGGCCACAAAGAGGCGGUUGGCAAUGACAUAGCCAGCUUUGCCCAGGUGGAAGCUGCACCGGCAAUCCCCGAGGCGGAUCUCUUCUUUCAGCCCUUGAAUGAAAGCCGCACCCUAAAGCUGUUACAACCUCUUCCCAAGACCGUCCAAAAAACGGCUGGUGGUCUCUUCCAGCUGAGCUGCAGUCCCUCGGACCCGGAGGCAACCGGUGUGAAUAUAUCCUGGCUACACAAUGAUACGCAAAUCCUGGGUGGUCGUGGCCGAAUUAAGAUCAAGAGGUGGACACUGACUGUGGGACAAGUGCAACCAGAGGAUGCCGGGAGCUAUCACUGUGAGCUGUGUGUGGAGCAGAACUGCCAGCGGAGUAAUCCCACCCAGUUGGAGGUGGUAAGCAGGAGUCACACAGUGCCCGUGCUAAAACCGGGAUAUCCGCGCAAUGCCAGUAUUGCCCUAGAGGAUAACGUAAGCAUUGAGUGUCUCCUGGAGGAUUCCACCCUGGAGCCGAAGAUCACGUGGCUGCACAAGGAGACAAAGGACAACAUCGACGGUGUUCUACAGCAGCUGAGAGAGCAGCCCCAGCUACCUGCAGACCUCACCCGCCUGAUAACCCGAAUGGACGAGCCACAGGUGCUGCGUCUGGGAAAUGUCCUCAUGGAGGAUGGCGGCUGGUACAUCUGCAUUGCCGAGAACCAGGUCGGGCGCACGGUGGCGGCUGCCUAUUUGGAUCUGUACAGCCCUUUGGAAACCACCUCGGAUCGCGGAACCACUAGCACCACACCAAGUACUCCCACACCCACUCCAUCCAACGGAGAAGACAACGAUGAGGAGGUUGAUAGUGCGGAUACUCCUGUCGGUGAGGGUCCGCCCGUGUUCAGAAAAGAACUGAGACGAUUGCAGCACUCGUUGUCUGGAAAUACCGUGACCUUGGCCUGUCCGGUGUCCGGCAGGGCGAACAUCACGUGGACCAAAGACAAUAAACCUUUAAACCGCGAGCUUGGCGUUUAUGUCGCCAAGAACUGGUCACUGCGUUUCGUGGAGGCCACCAGCGAGGAUUCGGGGAAAUACACCUGCAACGUGUGCAACGCUUGGGGCUGCAUUCAGUUUGACUUCAGCGUUCAGAUAAACGAUCGCACCAGAUCCGCACCCAUAAUCGUGGUGCCACAGAACCAGACUGUGAAAGUAAAUGGCAGCUUGGUGAUGAAGUGCACCGUCUACUCCGAUCUGCAUCCCACAGUCAGCUGGAACAGGGUUGUCCUUAGGAACGCCUCGCUGGACGGGCUGGGGUCUGUACAGAUCCAACGUCUCAACUUUACCAUGAUAAACGACUCCGUGGUGUUGGAGCUGCGCAAUGUGACCUACAGCCAGGAGGGCUGGUACACUUGUCUGGCGUCUAGUGGUCUCGGCAGGAGCAACUCCAGUGUGUACCUGAGAGUAGUUAGUCCUCUGCCGCCCUUGGAGAUCUACGCCCUGGUCCACGCCCAUCCGCUUGGGUUUACGCUAGCUGCCAUUACAAUUGUGGCUCUGUUCCUCUUGGGCAGUGCUUUCAUAACCUUCAUGAUGCGCCGGCUGAGGCGGGAGAAGCUCUUGAAACUCCGCAUCGAAACAGUUCAUCAGUGGACUAAGAAGGUAAUCAUCUACCGUCCAGGUGGAGACGAAGGAAGUGGCUGCAGCUCGGGUGAUCUGCAAAUGCCGGUGAUUAGGAUAGAAAAGCAGAGGACCACAGUUUCCACAACUGGAACGGGCGGUGCUGAUCCCGCCCAGGGAUUCAAUGAGUACGAGUUUCCGCUGGACUCCAACUGGGAGAUUCCCAGGCAGCAGCUCAACCUGGGUUCCAUCCUGGGCGAGGGCGCCUUCGGACGAGUGGUAAUGGCGGAGGCGGACGGGCUGCCCAGAAGUCCACAGCUGGCCGAAACCAUUGUGGCCGUCAAGAUGGUCAAGGAGGAGCACACGGACACGGACAUGGCCAGCUUGGUGCGUGAGAUGGAGGUAAUGAAGAUGAUCGGCAAGCACAUCAACAUCAUCAACCUGCUGGGCUGCUGCAGCCAGGGUGGACCGCUGUGGGUCAUAGUGGAGUUUGCUCCGCACGGAAACCUCAAGGAUUUCCUCAAGCAGAACCGGCCAGGUGCACCGCAGCGACGUAGUGACAGUGAUGGCUAUCUGGACGACAAGCCACUGAUUCCAGCACAGCAUCUCGGCGAGAAGGAGCUCACCAAGUUCGCCUUUCAAAUAGCUCGCGGAAUGGAGUACCUCGCCUCAAGACGGUGCAUCCAUCGCGAUUUGGCGGCCCGCAACGUCCUUGUCAGCGAUGGCUACGUGAUGAAGAUAGCCGACUUUGGCCUGGCGAGGGACAUCCAGGAUACGGAGUACUAUCGGAAGAACACCAACGGACGGCUGCCCAUUAAGUGGAUGGCGCCCGAGUCGCUGCAGGAGAAGAAGUACGACUCGCAGAGCGACGUCUGGAGCUACGGUGUUCUGCUGUGGGAGAUCAUGACCUACGGAGAUCAGCCGUACCCUCAAAUCCUCUCUGCCGAGGAGCUCUACAGCUACCUGAUCACGGGUCAGCGCAUGGAGAAGCCGGCCAAGUGCUCCCUAAACAUCUAUGUGGUAAUGCGACAGUGCUGGCACUUCGAGUCCUGUGCACGUCCCACGUUCACGGAGCUGGUGGAGAGUUUCGACGGGAUCCUGCAGCAGGCGAGCAGCAACCCGAACGACGCCUAUCUGGACCUUUCAAUGCCCAUGCUGGAGACGCCGCCCUCAUCGGGGGAUGAGGACGAUGGCUCCGACACCGAAACAUUCCGUGAGACAUCUCCGCUCAGAUACCAGUACACCUAUAAGUUUAAUUAGUCGCUAGUCUUAGGAAAGAUGAAAGAAUUCCAACGAGUCAAUCAGAUCCCAUAAAAGCUUCGCUAACCACCACUCCAUUGCCUUUCACCCCUAAAAUUGCCAAAGAACAUUUCGCAGAAGCAGAAACAUCUAAUUGAGUUAUUACAAAUAUCACAA